Molecule: messenger RNA, 267 nt
Organism: Anisakis simplex (herring worm)
Lineage: Eukaryota; Metazoa; Nematoda; Chromadorea; Rhabditida; Anisakidae
Source: the annotation of a GenBank genome assembly
AUACAAAUCAGUGAAUCAAAAACGCGAUCAAUACCAUCAAUAAAGUUUCGUAAUCCGUUCGAAAUAAAGCGAUCGCAACUGAUCGAUCAAGUCGAGAAGAUGCGCAUCAAUUUGGGUUUACAUUUGCGUGAUACGAACGUUUCGGCACUCAUCGGUGGGAAGCCAGGAACAAAUAUCAAACUGCAUCAUGCAGGUGCGUUGCACUCGAGCGAUUUCUUUACCUAUCGACGAGAGUCGCUUUCUUCACUUGUUCGUUAUGAUAUGUGA